Molecule: messenger RNA, 983 nt
Organism: Stegastes partitus (bicolor damselfish)
Lineage: Eukaryota; Metazoa; Chordata; Actinopteri; Pomacentridae
Product: trypsin-2-like
Exons: 5
Coding region: 1-759 (252 amino acids)
Biological process (GO): proteolysis
Molecular function (GO): serine-type endopeptidase activity
Source: RefSeq, a predicted model, not a curated record
AUGCAACAGAUCCACUUGGUUUUUGCACUUUUUCUUCUCAUUUCUGCACUUUUGUGUCCAUCAGCCGUCCUCGGCUUCGAUGAUAAGAUUGUCGGCGGCUACGAGUGCAGGGAUCACUCCGUCCCCUGGCAGGUGUCGCUCAACAACGGCUGGCACUACUGUGGAGGAACCCUGAUCAAUGAGCGCUGGGUAGUCAGCGCUGCACACUGCUUCAAGGGUAUGGACAUCGAGCUGCGUCUGGGUGAACACCACAUCAGGUACAAGGACGGCCCGGAGCAGUUCAUCGCCCCCGCCGCCGUCAUCCCCCACCCAGAGUACGACCGCUACACCAUCAACAACGACAUCAUGCUCAUCAAACUGGCCGAGCCUGCAACGCUGAAUGAGUUCGUCCAACCGGUCGCUCUGCCUUCCAGCUGUGCUCCAGCUGGAACCCAGUGCCUGGUGUCUGGGUGGGGGGCCACCAAGAGUCCCUUCGGCUGUCUGAAGUGCCUCCACUGCCUGGAUCUGCCCAUCCUGGCCCAGGAAGACUGUGAGCGCUCCUACCCCGACAGGAUCACCGAAUCCAUGUUCUGUGCCGGCUUCCUCGAAGGGGGAAAGGACUCCUGUCAGGGAGACUCGGGCGGCCCUCUGGUGUGUAACGGGGAGCUCCAGGGUGUGGUGUCCUGGGGAUGGGGCUGCGCUGAGGAGGACCGGCCCGGUGUUUACGCCAAGGUCUGUCAUUUCACCGACUGGAUUCACUCCACUAUGGCCUCAAACUGAAGUUCUUCUGUCAGCUGCUGUUGACACACUGAUUCUGCUUCAUAUGAGGAGCAUAUUGAAACAGUUUAAAUGACCAGUUCAUGACUUGUGUGGCUGUCUGUGGGUAAAGAUUUAACAGUAAAAUACCACCAUGAUGAACGGCAGACAAUGUUUCUUGCUUCAUGCAAGUUUAUUUCAUGUGUCCUUUGUCAUAAAAGUGUAUAAAUAAAUUUUCAGUUCAUUAA